UGAAACAGUUUAAAAACCCAAAAGCUAUCAUUUUUCGCAAUGGGUUCGUAUAAAAUGCAGCAACCUCGUAAGGGGUUUCAAUGGAUACCCUAAAGAACGAAACUUACAAUCAUUACCUGAGAUAGAGAAAUAAGAAAAUUCAUCUCCUCCUUCAAUGAAAUCAGUUCGUUUUCCUCUACAUGUUUCGUGGACAAGUGAUUAUACAAACACGCAAAUGUCUGCGUAUGCUGAUUGAGCAAAUUCCGAUAUCCAUAGACAAGGAACCAAAACGAGAGUGAUAGAUCGCGAGUAACAGUGUACCGAUCGGAGACUACGCUGAUCUAUCAGGACGCGGAGACGCGAAUCCGUCCCUCCGGUAGCCAUUCCUCGCCGGCGAUUCUUCUCUAUCGCCGGGAAAAGAGACGCAAUAAUAUUUCAAUUUUCUUAUUCCUGUGUUGGUUGGUUGCCGCGGUGUCGCAGACGACGAAACGCUGCGUUUUAUCCGAAGGAGAGCAUAAAAUGCUGCGUUUCGUACGGCCAGAUGAUUUCAAGUCCUUUUUUCGGAUUAUGCCACUGACGAAGGAAGUAGCUACUUCCAUAGCAGAACUUACACGAAAAUGCGCCUCCAUCACCUCCCUAAAGCAGGCGCGUCGGCUCCACGCGCUCAUCAUCACCACCACCGGUGUCCAAUCUCCAUAUCCGAACAACAAUCUCAUUUCUAUGUACGUGAGGUGUGGUUCAGUACAAGAAGCGCGUAAGGUGUUCGACAAAAUGCCCCAGAGAAACAUAGUUUCCUAUAACGCGCUUAUUUCGGCUUAUGCCCGGAACCCAGAUUAUGCAAAUUUUGUUUAUGGGAUGAUCCCCCGGAUGGAAUCUGAAUCCUUGAGGCCCAAUAGCUCGACCUUCACGAGCUUAGUACAGGCCUGUGGUGUGCUUGAUGAUCCUUUGAUGGGUUCCUCAUUACAUUCGCAGACAAUAAAACUUGGAUAUUCGGAUAAUAUAGUUGUGCAAACAUCAGUUCUGGGAAUGUAUUCGAAUUGCGGGAACUUAGAUUCCGCAAAGAGAAUGUUCGAGUGUAUAAAUGAUAGAGAUGCCGUCGCGUGGAACUCUGUGAUAUUCGGGAGCUUGAAAAACGAUAGGAUAGAAGAAGGGCUUAGUCUUUUCAGAAGCAUGGUGAUAUCUGGUAUUCUUCCAACGCAGUUCACAUAUUCAAUGGUGCUGAAUGCUUGUAGUAAGUUGGGAAGUUUUUCCAUUGGGAGAUCGAUCCAUGCCCAGAUGAUAAUCUCAGACGUUUUAGCUGAUUUACCUCUGGAAAAUGCUCUUCUCGACAUGUGUUGCAGCUGUGGCAAUGUGAAAGCAGCAUUCUACGCCUUUGAUAGGAUUGAAACUCCGAAUUUGGUUACCUGGAACUCGAUUAUUUCAGGGUGCUCAGAAAAUGGUUGUGGAGAGGAAGCUCUUCGUAUGUAUAUAAAGAUGCGGAGAAUGUCUACACCUGAACCGGAUGAAUAUACUUUUGCUGCCAUCAUUUCUGCUACCCGGGAACCAGGAUUUCAUAUACAUGGGAAGCUCCUUCAUGGACAAGUAACGAAAGCAGGAUACGAAAGGAGUGUUUUUGUGGGAACCACACUCUUGUCCAUGUACUUCACGAACGGAGAUGCUGAAUCUGCGGAGAAAGUGUUUGGUUUGGUCGGAGAAAAGGAUGUUGUUCUCUGGACAGAGAUGAUCGUAGGGCAAUCUAGAAUGGGCAAUGGCGAAGAUGCAAUCCAACUCUUCGCCAACAUGUACCGAGAAAACAACAGAAUUGAUGGUUUUGCACUGAGCGGUGUCUUAGGAGCAUGUUCAGACAUGGCAAUGCUGAGACAAGGUGAAAUGUUUCAUUCCCUUGCCAUGAAGACAGGUUUCGAGAACGAGAUGUCGGUAUGCGGGGGUCUAGUAGACAUGUAUGGCAAAACGGGAAAACAUGAUGCUGCAGAAUCAAUAUUCUCGAGUAUUUCAAAUCCGGAUUUGAAAUGCUGGAACUCGAUGUUGGGGGUGUAUGGUCAACAUGGAAUGGUAGAGAAGGCACUGAAUUUCUUCGAACAAAUCCUAGAACACGAUCUUAGACCCGACCCAGUGACAUAUCUGUCAUUGUUAACAGCCUGCAGCCACAGCGGCUCAACACAAAAAGGCAAGGCCCUGUGGAAACAAAUGAAGGAGAAAGGCAUCAAACCAGGGCCUAAGCAUUACUCUAGCAUGGUGAGCUUGGUAUCGAGAGCGGGAUUACUAGAUGAAGCUGUAGAACUCGUAAAGGAGUCGCCUUUCGCAGAUGGGCGUGUAGAAUUAUGGAGAACUCUGCUAAGUUCAUGUGUCGAAACCCGAAACCUGCAAUUGGGACUUGAGGUGGCUGAGCAAAUCCUGAAGCUUGAUCCUGAAGACACUGCCACACAUAUUCUGGUUUCGAAUCUUUACGCGGCUAAUGGGAAAUGGGACGAGGUGGCAGAGACGAGAAGGAAAGUUAGAGGCUUGAUUUCUGGUAAGGAUCCUGGAUUGAGCUGGAUUGAAGUGAAGAACAGUGUCCAGGCUUUCACCUCUGGAGACCAGACCAACCAUGAAGUCGAUGAACUACAUAGGUUGAAGGAUAACAUGUGCAAAUCUUUCGACGAACACGAUUCAAUGAUCACCACGGAUUGAAAUGCUAAAACUAUUGUUUGGAUCGGAUUAAAGAUUCAACUGAGUGUAUUUAGACUGUAAAAGUAUCGGUUUUUCCAUUCGAAAUCAGAGUCGGACUCUAUGUUGGCACGGAUGUGGUGCUAAUAACUUAAAUCUAAAUCGACCAGACACCACGAUAGAGAAGAAGAAGAAACGAAACCCUCGGA
Messenger RNA from Tarenaya hassleriana, 2834 nucleotides. RefSeq names its product pentatricopeptide repeat-containing protein At3g50420. The record is from RefSeq and is a predicted model, not a curated record. The coding region runs from base 499 to 2649 and encodes 716 amino acids. Gene Ontology annotation, molecular function: RNA binding; protein binding. Lineage: Eukaryota; Viridiplantae; Streptophyta; Magnoliopsida; Brassicales; Cleomaceae. The transcript has a single exon. Gene Ontology annotation, biological process: RNA modification.